GUGCCAAGAUGUUAUAUCUUGAUACCGAGUUUCUUUGUUUAUCGCGACCUUACCCGAUCACCCAUGUCGCAUCUCGUGGACGUACUAGCCAGCUUAGCGAAUUCUGAAAACAAUGUUGCCGCAGGCUUGGGAGAAGUCUUGCAAGCAUUUGUUGCUGGUUCCUAUCCUUCACCUGGACCAAUAUUAAUCGAGUUCGGACACCGAACGAUGGCGUUGGGCCGGAAACGAAUGUCUACGAUGACAGGGCGGGUCAGUAGUUUCAAGAAUGCGUUCCUAUACGUCAAAGGAAAGUUCGGGCUCCUCAACGCCUCAACACCGUUAUUUCUGCAGGCUGUGAUCACUGGCAGGGCAGAUGGAGCCUUUGUCGAGAUUGACCUGGACGCAUGGGAAGAAAUCGUCCCUUACAUCGAAAAACUUCGAAUCAUUACUUGAGUGUCAAAACAACUUCCAUCUUACGCCGAAUG
This is a messenger RNA of Lentinula edodes (shiitake mushroom), 464 nucleotides long. RefSeq lists its product as uncharacterized. The record is from RefSeq and is a predicted model, not a curated record. Lineage: Eukaryota; Fungi; Basidiomycota; Agaricomycetes; Agaricales; Omphalotaceae. The transcript is spliced from 3 exons. Bases 64 to 432 code for a protein of 122 amino acids.